UAGGGUUUGUGUAUUGUGGCUGUAGUGCAACUACAGGUCAUGUGAUGUUAAUUGACAGAUGGCAACCAGGGCAUUUUUAUAUUUUCUUAUAUACUACUAGUUAUAAUAUAGUAGUAAUUAGUAGUAUUAUAUUAUAUAGUAUUGUAAUUAUUGUGACAGUUAAAUUAUUGUAGUUAAAUUAAUGAAAACUUCCGCUCUGGAUAAGGGCAAGCCUUUAAUGUUAGGUGGAAGUAGUAAAAGUUAGAUGAAGCACACAGGUUCCAGAGAAACAUGAUGUUUCAGACAAAAACCCUUCAUCACAUGUCCAAGCAAAGCGUUUCAGGUGUGCUCCCUGGAGAAUUAAUCCUAGGUCAAGAUAAGAAUUCCGAAUUUCUUAAACUAAAUUAAACUCGAAAGAAAACUCAAAUUGAAUUAAAACUUGGACAAAUCUUUGAUUUGGUCUAAACUAGCUCUAAAUCUACUCAGUGUAGGUGGAAGGUCAUUGUCAACCCAUCAUCAGCUUAUUAAUCUUUCAGAAAUUUCUUUACUGCAGCAGAUUCUCUAGUCAAUAAUAUGGGCAUCAUGAGUAGUAAACAACAUAACUGAGUGGGUUUUUAUUCCUAAGAAAACGCACUAACUAAAGCAUGAGUGACACAGAAGGCACCCGUUCUUUGUGGACCAUGUUCAUGUUCUUCAUUCUCAGCAUGCUCCUCAUAUUUCGCUGUCAGUGAAUUUUUGCAUAACUGCUUUUGGCCAUUAGGUGUCCACAAAAGACCUUUUUUUGUAAUGGAUUGAACUGUGUAAUACUCAAAGUUUACCAUAUGGUGUCAGUAAACCCUUAAAUGUUCACAUUCACAUUCCUCAAUCAGAUUACCUACAGGAAUUGCAGUUUACACCUGUUCAUGUAAUCAGUGGCAUUUCUGAACAUUUGGAUCCUCUAAGCAAAAACCACCGUCUCAUUACGCACUGCAAUCCCCAAAAACACUAUUCCCACUGUUUCUUACUACAAUAUUCUUACUUAAACUUCUACUUAAACUAAACCAAUCUUUACAGUAGAUGUUCCUAUUAUAUCACAAUUCUACAUAUAAUAAUGAUCCAUCCAUAAGCCUGUAUCUUACAUUGCAUGGUGUGAGAGUACUUAGACUAAUUUGGGCCAUUUUAUUUGGUCACAUAAGUAUCAACUUCAUUAGUAUAAUCUUUGAAUCUCAGCAGGUAUUUUCUACAUUGUUUGGUUUCAUGAUCUGAACAUAAAGUGUUGGCUACACUAACAUUUUGCUCAAUGGAAGCAUGGCAUUGCUCAGAGUUGGGACCAGUUCUGAAAUUUUGAGAAGGUGACCUGCUCCCUGGCAAAGAUUCAGUGCUGCCAGAUGUUUCAUCUGGAUCUCACACAGGCCUGUAACAUCUCAACUUUCUCUUUCCUGUGAUUUCAGGUGCUUUGUGGCACCACUUGGUUUAUUAUUUUUUAAUAGUUUUGUUCUGACAUUAGUUAACUAAUAAACUGCUAGCUUAAUACUGAUGCUCGCACACAUGGGCGAACUGUGUUGGCUGAUGGGUUUCUGUUGGUCACAGAGGGUUAUUGCAAUGUGACUAUAUCAGUGCUGGAAGGUCAGCACAGCUUGGUGAUUUCACUGCUCACACCAGAUUGAACUAAGCAGUUAAUUACCACAUUCUAGAAGGUUAGAGCAGGGAAAUCACCAAAUGGUGGUGAACUCUGUCCCCAAGGAAUGGAUUUUGGGACCCUUUGACCAGAUGCAACAAGCAUUUGCUUGGUUUGCUUGUCUUCCUUCUUUGCCUCUGGCAAUACAACAUGAAUCGGCAUGAUCUACACUAUAUAGGAGCACAACAUUACACUGUGACUUGGUGAAACUUUAGCAUACAGUGUAACAAGACCUUGACUUAGAAGUGUACAGCUAAUGGCUGUGUCUUUUGCCUACCUUGUGCAUAUACCAGGCUAAAAAAGAAGCCAAAACAUCCAUAAUCUGCUUGAAAAUGGUUCCCCAUAAUCCUUCAUCUCUCCAUCUCUCUCUUAGCCUUGACACCCCAUUUCCUGUCUCUUUUCCUUACUGACAGUAGGAGCAGAUAAGUGGAAGAGACAAACUGUCCAACCAAAGACGAGAGGAAGACAUAGGACGAAAGGAUCAAAAGAAGAAGCAAGGACAAGCUCAGGUCAAGAAUCAAAAGAUUGAGAGAGAGCCUGACAAGACAGGUUGAGGGGGGCAGUGUAUACAAGCUAAAGUAAGACAGAAGAAAAAUUUUAGAAAAAUAAAAAGAAAAAGGAGAACUUCUGGUAUUCUGAAAAAGAGAGUGAAGAGGCCUCAUUCAUUCCUUGAUACCCAAACUGGGGAAAAUUUGGGUAUAAUUAUCAAGUCAUUGAAAACUGCCCUAGAUUUGUCUGUUUGUCCUUCUGGGGAAUCUUUAAUGGUUCUAUGCAUGUCAAACCCUACGCCUAAGCAUUUCAAAGAUGGUUCCAUGUAGACUCUCUUUCUGAGAAUCCUUAAUAAUCCAAAGAACCAUUGAGAAACAUAGAGGCCUGAAAAGACAUCAACAUAAUCCAUCCAACAACCCGUUUCUCUGUCAGUUGACUUAUAAUCCUGUAGAGGGCUCCCUCUACCCACUUCACUCUGUCUCUCCCACUCCUUCGCUUUUGUAUGAGUAAAUGCAGAAUGAGAGGGAGAGAGAGCGAGAGAGAGCGAGAGAGAGAGUGAGUGAGAGAGAGAGAGAGAGAGAGAGAGCAGACCCACAUUGUGGCAUUCAUAGGCAGACAGUGCAACCGCUAGCACCUCUGCAGCCAGUUUCCCCUGUGCGCUCCCUCAAACACUGUCCAUGGAAAAGGGCUAUUUCACACUUUAAACGAAGGACUCCAUUUCAACAAGUCACCAGAGAGUGGGAGAGAAAAAAAGAAAGCACAAAAGAGAAAGCAAGAAGGAAUUGCAACAAGGAGGACAGGAGGAAGGAACUGAGAGACAGACAUCACCUCCUGCGAUCUCCCCCCAGUUAAAGGAGAGAGAGAAAGAGAGGACAGGAGGGAAAAACGGAAGUCGCUGGGAUAUUCGUUUUUUUCUUUCGUUUUGUUUUUUUCUUUUUCCUCAUUGUGGUGCUGGGAGGCGCAUCUUCUUUUCACCUGUUUGCGCUCUCCAUCAUUUGCCUCCUGAUUUAUUUCUCCAUCUACAUGGUGUACAAUUUCAUCUACCUAUGACACUCACUGGAGCAGGGAAAGAAGGGGAGCGGAGCUUUUUUCCGUUCUUUCCUUUCAUUCGCUUUCCCGUGGCCCUUGGUUCUGACUUCGCUCCGACUUCACUCCUCCAUCAGUCCCUCCUUCCCAUCUCUGGUCGGACCAUCCCUCUCUCCAUCCAUCCUGCCCCCCUCCAACAAAAAAACUCUGGCAUUCACUGAAUGAAAGUUGGACAGAAUUCUUAAAAAAAGAGCAACUACAGUCUACCACAUUCCUCUUCUUUUAGUUGUAUCAUCCCUUCUUUUUCCCCUCUUUUCCUUUUUUCCUUCCCUUGGUCCUCCACUACCUGUCCUUUCACAUCACUCCUUUUUUUCCGGAUGCUUUAAAGUUCCUCUAGUGAUGCAAUAAGGAGGCAGUGGAGGAUGCAGGUGGGGAUCUUCAAAGAGAACUGACCAACAGCUAGAGACCUACAUCAGUGAAGAUCUAAAGAUAUAUUUCUUCUUCAAAAGUACUAUCUUUUUAAGAUACUAAGAAAGAAGCCAAAAGGACAAAACUCACUGUCAGCUGCUUGCAAAUUUUCAUUUUUCGGCUCACUAGUGUUGACUCAUAUCAGUUUUUUUUUUUUUUUUUUGUAAGAAGACGAUGCCACCAGAGACAUAAGCCUCAGGAGUGCUUUCCAGGGCAUUUAGAUGCAGUUUUUGUAUGUGUAUUUUUACUAAAAGAGACAGACAUUUGUAGUUUAAUAUUUUAUUUAUCCUUUAUUGAUCUAAUUUGUGAGUUAGGGGGAGAAGCUAUUUUCUUGAGUCAUCAUUGGACUCAAAUAAUCUGGAUCUACCUGGAUCUAUAGUAAGGCCAAACCAAUCCAGGGUCCAUCCAGAACCUGUUUUUUUUUUUUACACCAAUCUUUCCUUCCUCUGUGGUCCCCCUUGUGCUGCUUUAUCCAUUUGUCAUCCCUCCAUCUGAGGCUAUGAGAGGAAGAGAGGAGACCCAGCUCAAACCAUCAUGCCAGAGUUGAGCAGAGAGGAUGGCAGUUGGGCUGGCAAUGUUCAAGGGACUGCGUCUUCACUUCACUGCCAUGCUUGUCAGCCUCGGCCUCUUUCCCUCCUUCCGCCGUACCCUCUCCUCGCCCUCCGUCCUCCCUUCACCUUCCAGACUCCCUCUUUUCUCAUUUGUGCUCCUCGUGUCGCUGCUCCUCUUCCCAGCUUGCGAGACGCGACGGGGCGGUGGGGGCAUGGCUGGGGGAGUGGCCACUGGCAACAUCAUUGGGCCUCCCCAUUACUCUCCACCAAAUCCGGUGGCAUCAGUGCCCAAGUUGGCGCAGGGCCUUAGCAUUGCCGUGGUGCUUGUGGGCAACUCGAGUGAGGUGGCGCUGGCUGAGGGCCUGGAGAAGGAGGACUUUCUACACGUACCGCUGGCACCCAAGCUCGACCUGGUCACCAUGAAUGAAACAGACCCAAAGAGCAUCAUCACGCGCAUAUGUGCGCUCAUGUCCCGCCACUGGCUCCAGGGCGUCGUGUUUGGAGAUGACUCUGACCACGAGGCCAUCGCCCAGAUCCUUGACUUCAUCUCAGCGCAGACCCACAUCCCCAUCCUGGGCAUCCGCGGAGGCUCCUCCAUGAUCAUGGCUGCCAAGGAUGACAACUCCAUGUUCUUCCAGUUCGGGCCAUCUAUAGAGCAGCAGGCUUCCGUCAUGCUCAACAUCAUGGAGGAGUAUGACUGGUACAUCUUCUCCAUCGUCACUACCUACUACUCGGGGUACCAGGACUUCGUCAACAGGAUCCGGAGUACCAUAGAGAAUAGCUUUGUGGGCUGGGAACUGGAGGAGGUGUUGCUGCUUGAUAUGUCAGUAGACGACGGUGACUCUAAAAUUCAGAACCAGCUGAAGAAGCUCCAGAGCCCCGUUAUACUGCUCUACUGCACUAAAGAAGAGGCCACCACCAUUUUUGAGGUGGCGCAUUCCGUCGGCCUCACUGGAUACGGUUACACCUGGAUUGUACCAUCGCUGGUAGCAGGGGAUGCCGACAACGUGCCCAAUGUCUUUCCUACAGGUCUGAUCUCGGUGUCCUAUGAUGAGUGGGACUAUGGACUGGAGGCGCGUGUGCGUGAUGCUGUGGCAAUCAUCGCCAUGGCAACCUCCACCAUGAUGCUGGACAGAGGCCCCCACACACUGUUGAAGUCAGGUUGCCACGGUGCUCCUGAAAAGAAAGGCCCGAAGGGGGGGAACCCCAACGAAGUUCUGAGAUACCUCAUGAAUGUGACAUUUGAGGGCCGCAAUCUCUCCUUCAGUGAGGAUGGCUACCAGAUGCACCCCAAGCUGGUUAUUAUUUUGCUGGAUAAGGAGAGACAGUGGGACAGGGUGGGUAAGUGGGAGAAUGGCUCGCUGACCAUGAAGUACCAUGUGUGGCCACGCUUUGAGCUCUAUUCAGAUGCAGAAGAAAGGGAUGAUGACCACCUGUCUAUCGUCACACUGGAGGAGGCCCCGUUUGUCAUCGUGGAGGAUGUGGACCCCCUCAGUGGCACCUGCAUGAGGAACACGGUUCCCUGCAGAAAACAGCUCAAAGCCCAAAACCAAACAGGAGAUUCAGGGAUCUAUAUCAAGCGCUGUUGCAAGGGCUUCUGCAUAGACAUCCUCAAAAAGAUCGCUAAAUCUGUGAAGUUCACCUACGACCUCUACCUAGUGACCAACGGGAAACAUGGCAAGAAGAUCAAUGGCACAUGGAACGGCAUGGUGGGCGAGGUGGUGUUUAAGAACGCUCACAUGGCAGUGGGCUCUCUGACCAUCAACGAAGAGAGGUCAGAGGUCAUUGACUUCUCCGUCCCCUUCAUAGAGACGGGCAUUAGUGUCAUGGUCUCACGUAGCAAUGGCACCGUGUCUCCUUCUGCAUUUCUAGAGCCGUUCAGUGCUGAUGUGUGGGUGAUGAUGUUUGUGAUGCUGCUGAUCGUAUCUGCCGUGGCCGUCUUUGUCUUUGAGUACUUCAGCCCGGUUGGCUAUAACCGCUGUCUGGCAGAUGGACGAGAGCCAGGUGGUCCCUCAUUCACAAUCGGAAAGGCCAUAUGGCUGCUCUGGGGUCUAGUCUUCAACAACUCUGUGCCUGUACAAAACCCCAAAGGCACCACCAGUAAGAUAAUGGUAUCAGUGUGGGCCUUCUUCGCUGUCAUCUUCCUGGCCAGUUACACUGCCAACCUGGCUGCCUUCAUGAUCCAAGAGGAGUAUGUUGACCAGGUGUCUGGCCUCAGCGAUAAGAAGUUCCAACGGCCAAAUGACUUUUCUCCGCCGUUCCGUUUUGGCACGGUUCCCAAUGGCAGCACGGAGAGGAACAUUAGGAACAACUACAAAGAGAUGCACAGCUACAUGACCAGCUUCCACCAGAAAAACGUAGAUGAGGCCCUUCAGAGCCUGAAAACAGGAAAAUUGGAUGCAUUUAUCUACGACGCUGCUGUGCUGAACUACAUGGCAGGCAGAGAUGAGGGCUGCAAGCUUGUGACAAUCGGUAGUGGUUAUAUCUUUGCUACCACAGGCUACGGCAUUGCCAUCCAGAAAGAUUCUGGUUGGAAGAGACCUGUGGACCUUGCCAUUCUGCAGCUGUUUGGAGAUGGUGAGAUGGAGGAGCUGGAGGCACUGUGGUUGACUGGGAUUUGUCACAAUGAGAAGAACGAGGUAAUGAGCAGCCAGCUGGACGUCGACAACAUGGCCGGCGUCUUCUACAUGCUGGGGGCAGCCAUGGCGCUGUCACUCAUCACCUUCAUAGCUGAGCACCUGUUCUACUGGCAGCUACGCUUUUGCUUCAUGGGCGUGUGUUCGGGCAAGCCCGGCAUCACCUUCUCCAUUAGCAGGGGCAUCUACAGCUGCAUCCAUGGUGUUCAGAUCGAGGAGAACAAAUCAGGCCUCAACUCUCCAUCAGCCACCAUGAACAUGAACAUGAACAACACCCAUUCUAACAUCCUUCGCUUGCUGCGAACAGCAAAAAACAUGACCUCUGUGCCUGGGGUCAAUGGAUCCCCCCACAGUGCCCUGGAUUAUGGCCACCGUGAGUCGGCUGUCUAUGACAUCAGUGAGCAUCGACGCAGUCUGGCAGGCCACAGUGACUGCAAGCCCCCACCCCCAUAUCUGCCAGAAGAUAAUAUGUUCAGCGACUAUGUGAGUGAUGUGGAGAGGACUUUUGGGAACAUGCACCUGAAGGACAGUAACCUGUACCAGGAUCAUUACCUGCACCACCAUGGGGGCACGGGAUCCGGACUGGCUCUGGGUAUGUCGGGUCCCUUGCCUAACCGACCUCGUAGCUUAGGCAGUGCCAGCUCAUUGGAGGGAGGGAUGUACGAUUGUGACAGUUUAGGGGGAGGGGUAGCGCCUAUUUUCACCACCCAGCCCCGCCAGUCGCUGACUCACAGGAACAGGGAAAAGUUUGACCUGAUUGCAGGCCACCCCACCCAAUCGAGCUUCAAGUCUGGCCUGCCUGAUCUAUAUGGGAAGUUUUCCUUCAAGGGUGGGGCGUCCAGUUCAGGGUUUAUCGCGGGACAUGACAGGUACUGUGGGGGAGGAGGGGCGGGCUCGGGAGGGGAUGACGGAAAUAUCCGUUCUGAUGUGUCAGAUAUUUCCACUCACACCGUGACGUAUGGAAAUCUCGAGGGCAACGCUAAACGACGCAAGCAGUACAGGGACAGCCUGAAAAAAAGGCCAGCAUCUGCCAAGUCACGCCGGGAGCAGGAUGAAAUUGAGCUGGGCUUCCGGAGGCGCACCCACCACACCAUCCACCACCACCACCACCACCAUCAUCCUGUUACACAAGGGCACCGUUCAGCUACCCCACCUGUGGAACGCAAGAGCCUGAGAGGGGGCAACUCCUCAUACAUGUUCCGUGACAAAGAUAAUCUGAGGGACUUCUACAUUGACCAGUUCCGAUCCAAGGAAGGGGCAUCCCAAUGGGAGCACUUGGAUUUGAGUGAUGCUCCCGGAAUGGGUGGCGGAGGGGGUCUGGGUGGGGGCGGAUGUGGCGGCAUAGUCAGCAGUGGUGGUGGCGGGGGAGCGUGCACUAGUUUGGUUCCUGUGGACGAUUUCUUGAAAGGUAAAUCCAAGAAGACAGAGUGUAAGGGUGGAGUGGGAGGAUCUCCUGGGCAGCAGGGCCAUGCAUGCUGGGAAAAGAACAUUGGAGGGGUGGGGGGUUUGGCCGGAGGGGAUUGGGAAUGCCGUAACUGCCAUAGUGGAGGCAACAAGCCCGUUUGCAUGCAUGGGGGAGGAGGGGGUGUAGGGGGAUCAAGUGGAGGAGGUGGGGGUAGUGGACAAGCCUCCAGCCGGCCAAGCUCAGCCACAUGCAAGCGAUGCGAUUCAUGCAAGAAGCCAGGCAACUUGUAUGACAUCAGUGAGGACAACCACCUCCUCCUGGAUCAGAUAGGGGGCAAGUUCCCCUUGGAAGGUGGGAAGGGAGGUGGUGGAGGUGGAGGGGCCCAAACCCAGGUGCAGAGGCGCAAGUUUGGCCCAGGGGGCAGGGUGUUGCGUAGGCAGCAUUCCUAUGACACAUUUGUAGACCUGCAAAAAGAAGGGGCGGGUAGGAUGGGAGGCUCUGGAGGGUUUGGAGGAGCAUCUAUGCUUCCUCAGCCCCGGAGUGUGAGCCUGAAAGACAAAGAUCGCUACAUGGAAGGUGCAAGCCCAUAUGCCCAGAUGUUUGAGCGGUAUAUGGGAGGGGAGCGGGAGACUACGUUUUUUAGUGGUGGGGACCGGGGGAAGGGAGGUGGCUCAUCGUUUAACUUGUUCCGUGGGGGUGAGGGUGGGUUGCACCGUCGCUCGGUAGGCGAAAGAGACAUGAGGGACAGGGAUAGAGGCAUGAUGGGAGGAGGUAUGGGAGGUACCCGAGGGGUUGGGACUUACUCCUUGUCUAAAUCUCUCUACCCAGAUAAGGUGAACCAGAACCCAUUCAUCCCAACCUUCGGCGAUGACCAGUGCCUAUUACAUGGCGCCAAAUCGUACUACAUCAAAAAGCAGCAGGCACAGCCACAGCAGCAACAGACGCAACAGCAGCAACAGCUCCUCAACAACAACAACCGGGCAGACUUCCGCGGCUCCAUGGGGGUGACUUCUUAUUUGCCAGCCUCUGCCUCUGCCGGGGUUUUGUCCAACGUGGGACCCCGUUUUCCCAAGGAGCUGUGCCUGGGUGGGCCCCUCAGCAACCACCAUGGAGGGGCAGCAGGCAACAACAAGCUGCUGUCAGCAAGGGACGGGUUAGGGAUGGGGCAAGGACAGAGACCUUUCAAUGGCUCAAGUAAUGGACACGUAUACGAGAAGCUCUCCAGCAUUGAAUCUGAUGUCUGAUGUUUAUGUGCAAGUGAGAGAAAGAGGCAGAAAGAGAGAAACAUAAAGAGAGACAUGUAUUUCAAAAGCAAGGAGGCAGCAGACUAAGGUAAUGACCAACAGAUCGUGUCUACUUUGUAAUUUCACUUUCAAAACCAAGAAAGCAAGCAAGAGGAACUCAUCAAUGCUUGAUACAGGUGGACGUAGCACUGUUGGAUCACUGUAAAUAGAGAGAAGGGACCUGCUCACAAGACAAAAGCUCAGACCAGAUAGUGACAACCUCAGUAUAUCCCGCUAUUUUAUCCUCUCUUCUUUUUAUUAUCCCUUCUAUUUUUCUGCUCCUUAUACCAAAACACAAUGUCCGAUCCAGCUUAGGUACAGAGACCUGGUACGAUCGUGAAGAGAAAUCAGUUAUUGUCUAGAAACAACAGGGUAAACCUUACAAUAAUUGUAUUGAUGAUGUUAACACUAAUAUUAUUAGAUAUGAUUAUAAUGUUUAUGAUGUUCAGUUUGGGAUUGAUUUCUGUAUGUUAUAUGCUGUAAUAUCUUUGUACUCUGCUUACAAUUCUUUGUUAGCAUACUACUUUUCAGAGAAUUCUUAUUUCAUCAUGGGCUGUCAUUUGAUCGUAUUUGUCAACUGAGCUUGCAUUGUCUUACAUCAUCAUGCCAUUUUGCCCUGAUCUGGAACUCCAGGACCGCCAGGGACAAUGCCAAGCUGGAAAAAAAUGUAGACAAACUUGUUUUCCUUUCAGCUUUAUUUACUAUUAAUUAUUCAUGUUUAUUUCAUUUAUUGAGUGCUGUAAAAUUAUAUGUAAAAGGCAUGAUUUGCAAAGUACUUAAGUUGUACUCCAGAUAUUGUGCUGAAGGACAAUUAUUAUGAUCUCUUUUUAUGGCUUUACAAUUUUUAUAAUGUUGCAUUCAUGUCAGUAGAGCGUUGGUUUAGUACACAGCACAUUAUGUGCCUUAGCAGGAGUCCCAGAAUUCUAAUUAUACAGGUCAUGUUGUUAUGGCAUCUUUCUGGUCACUGCACACAGAUUGGUCAUUGGAUGAGUAUCCAUGAUUCUAGAUCGUUAUUUGUGAUAAAGACGCCUGAUAUGGAAUUGCAAUGUCCAAUUACGUGCAGAGACACAACACAAUCAUAAAUUGUAUGAUUGUGUAGCACGGAUUUGAAUUCAGAAUUAUUGUUUUACAAAAUUAGUUUUGAACUGAAUUUGCACAGCUCUGCGUGAAACCUGUUCUAUAGAUAACAACUUUCAUUUAUUUAGUGCAUUUAUUAGACUUAAAAAUCAGACAGGAGAAAUACCUGGGAUGUCUUAUAUAUUUGAAUUGAGUUGCAGGAUGUUAGUUCAAAUACUGGACAAACAACCAUCAAAUCAAUUAAUUAUUUUUCCACACUUGGUUUUGAAUUAAUUUUUUUCCCUUUCUUUUUGUGCACCCUUAGGUAAGAAUGAGAUGGGUGUUACAGGAUAUUACGAAAGAGCUUUGCCAUGGCAUCUGCUUGUAUUUUAUAAGUGUAAAUAUCCUUUUUUUCCAUAGUGUACAGUGAGAAUACAGCAAAGAUGUAAGUUUAGAAAUGCGUUUUACUUAAUUAGAUAUGAAAUGAAAUUAGAAUAUUUGCACAAUUCAACCUGGCCAAAAAUGAUGACUGCAGAGAACAUCAAAAUUAUAAUAUGAUAAGUACAAAUGUUACUUAUUUCUUUACUAUCACUACGUGUUUUCACAGACGGCACCCUGACUAGCUCUGGGAGGCAGAAUAAUCUUUCUUGCUUAUAUAACAGUUAAAUAAGUGCUGUUCUGUCAAGAACACCCUUCUGUUUUUUUUUUUUGUUUUUAAUUCCAAGUCAAAUAUGUUGCAGUGAAGCUUACUAAUCAAAUUAAAUGUUAUAGACUUAAUCAUUUAUGUAUAUUAAUCCAACCACUCUUGGACAACCAGCAAUAGUCUAUAACUAGUCAGGAUUACUUCUUACAUGCAGAAUUGAGGUAUUUUUGGCUAGUAUUACAUGGAUUGGACAAAAAUUACACUUAGUCAACUUUCUAACUAGCCAAUUAUUUAAAUAGAUUAAUCAGUAAAUUUGGUCAUUUAGUGGUAUAAUCACUAGUCUGUGCCAUAUUUACUUUUUUAAUCCCACCAAUGAACAUAUAAACUUUGCUGGUGGUCCCUAAAACCCUAUUCUUUUCCCAUAUACCUAUAUAGCUCUAUAUGAGUUUGUUUUGUGUGUGAAAUAUACAUUUUCUUUAUUCACAUUUUAUAAAAAAUACUCUCAGCCAAACAGAUCUCCAAUUCAAGCACAAUGUUUAUAUUAAUAAUUGCUGUGUAAAUAUCUAUUUUGUGGUCUUUAAGAAAACACCACUUUUAUUGCCACACUUAUUCAUUUUUUUGCUAAGUGUGUGAGAGUUUGUGAAACCGUGAGUACAUUAUGAGAUACAUGCAUGCAUCUUUCUUUCUAUUUUGCAUUCCAGCUUUUAGAUUAUGUAUAAUUCAAAGACCAUGUUUAGUGUUUUUCUUUUUCGUGUAAAGAAAUGUGUCUUUCUUUUGCUUAACUUGUACCAGUUAGUGCCACACAGAGUUCAGACUGAUAACUGUAUGGUCUGGCAUGAUGGGCGAAUAUGCUAAUGAGAAUGGACAUAUAUAUAUAUAUAUAUGGAUGUUUGACAGAAAGCAUUGUCAUGUCCUCAGCCUGAACAAUUUAUGUUACAGUGUGCAGGGUUCUAACUUGAGAACAAGUUUAUUUUCAUUCUUGUGUUCAUAGGGCUAAUUUUUUUCACUGUAAGCGAUUGAAAUCUUAACCUAUCAUUGCAAAAAAAAAAAAAAAGAUAUUUGCAUGUUUGACCCUUGGCAAAAUGUGUUUUUAUUUUAAGCGUGGUCUUUUUUCUUAUUGAAGGUACAGUUUUCCUUCAGUCAAGUGUGUUCCUAAAAAUGACAGAUAUUUUGCAGGUUCGGUGUACAAUUAUGCAGUGUGGCCACUUCUUCUGUCACUCUUGAUGUUUUAUGUGGGAUGGAUUUGGUAGCACAGGAGAGAGAAAAUCUGUGUGUGGGUGAGAGUGGAAGAGAGAGCGUCUAUCAGAAAGGAAGUCACACAGGCUAACUCAUAAGCUAUGGGGUUAUUAGUCCUAUGGAAUGCCGGUUAAAAUUCUUUAUUUUUGUGCGAAUUUGAGCUGGCAAGGAACAGAGUUCGCCUUUGCUCUUCCUAAGAAACAGCUGCAGUUCUUCCUGUAACGUAGCCUAUAGUUUGGACUCGCACCAAUUCACUGGAGGCUCUGUGAUAGCAGAGUUGUUCGCUGCAUGUAGGUGGAGAUCACGAGAGACAAUGGCAGGAGUGUACACAUUAGAGAGUGAAAGAUAGUAGCCUACAUUUCAUUUUUGCACUCUGUUAUAAUUUUCACUCAUGUAUAGGAUUCUUGGGAGUUGGCAGUUGCACAAAGAGUGUGCAACAUUGUUAUCGAGCGUAGGCUUAUCAGUCCCUGUUUUCCAUUUGCUCCCCAAAUCCCUCUUCUGCUACUGUAUGUCACAGGUAUUUGUAGAAUACAUGUGCCUGAAUUCAUGCUUGAUUACCUCUGUGUGUGGGUAUGUGUGAGACGGACUGCACAUGCGUUGAAGUUCUGCUGUAAAUAAAUACGUCCCCUUUUCCAUAAUUUUUAAUAUAUGGAGAUACAGAUACUCAGAUGGGGUAAUUUGGCAUACACUUUUGUUAGGAAGGUUUUAUAACCACCAUAGAAGUAUACCAAGAUCAUGUGACCAACGGUAGACCUGAUAUUGAAAGGAUAAAACGUACGCCUUUGUUGUCUUUCAUAUAAAUUGAUAUUUCUAAUUCUCUUUUUUCCUUGGUUUUUCGACACUUAUUUUAAAUGUUACUGACAAAUUACAAAUGUACAGAUUGUGUAAAUAUGACCAAAUGGUUUCUCUUAAUCCAUUUUUGUAUAGAGAGAGAUUACCUGUGUUUAAGAUUACAAUAAUAAUUUAACGGGAAAUUUCACAAUACUUAAGCUAUUGAGAAUACAGACACAGUAUGUGUGAAAUAUAAGUGCUAAGAUAUAUUCUUCUGUCUCUUUGUACAAAACAGUGUUGACAAUAAAUAAAAGGGAGAAAUCCCACGUUUUGUUUCUUGUUUUCAACUUUUUCCUUUUCAGCUGUAUCCUAAACUGCAUAUGACCCCAAUAAAUAAUAUUUAUUGGUAUUGUUCAAGUAUUAGUAUGCAGUUUGGGGCAUACCGGAUAUGUCUUCUUUUUUUUAUAAACACUGCACUACUGUGUGGUUUUCCAAAUACCUAAUUUAUUUACCUUUGAAUAUAGUUAAAGACUCUGUACAGUUGCUAUAUACCUCAUAUAGUUAGACAGUAUUGCCAAUAUUAUAGUAACAUACAGUAUAAAACCAUAUGAGACACAGAAAACCAACUCCAUACUAACAUACUAAAUAUUAUGCAGCCCAAACAUAGUGGAAGUACAGAGGAACAUAUUGCUGUACUACCAUAAUAAAUAGUAGGCAACCUUAGAUAGUAUACUAAACAUGGGCUAGAUAGAGUAGGCAUGAGAGCUCAACAACUGAAUCAAAUUCUUUCUGUACACUAGUGGACUUGGCCAAUACCAUACUACCAUAUUAAAUAGUAUGCAAAAUAAACUAAUGUACUCAAUACAGGAAAGGUAACAUGGGGAAAGAGCAAUACCAUACAAAGUAGUAUGCAGCUUAUUAUGGGGAAACCUAUGCCAUACUGCCAUACUAAGUAGUACAGAACCUAAGGUAGGAUGGGGAAAAACAUUGCCAUAGUGCUAUACUAAAUACUAUGCAUGAACUGCCAAUGGGGAACUACUGUACUAAAUAGUAUGCAACUUAUGGUGGGGUACAAUACUGUACUACCAUACUUUAUAGUAUAAAUCCUAAGGUAGUAUACUAAACACAGUAAUGGUAAUGUGGGGAAAAAUAGAACUAUACUACCAUACUAAAGGGUAUGCAAUCUCAGGUAUCAUAGAGUGUGGAAAACCAAUACAGUACUACCAUACUAAAUAGUAUGCAACCUAAUGGAGAAAACCAAUGUUGUACUACCAUACGUAAUAUUAUGCAACAUACAGUAUGGUGGCAUAGUAAACAUAGAAGAGGUAGGUAUUGUGUGUAAAACCAAUACUACCAUUCUAAAUAGUAUGCAACCUAGUGUGCCACACAAAAUUUAUGGGAGGUAGAGCGGAGAAAACCAAUGUGAAAACCAAUACCCUACUACUGUACUAAUGAGUAUGCAUCUUACAGUGGUUAACUAAACAUAGGAAAAGCAGAGUAUGGAAUUUAAUUCUUCUGUAUUAAAUUAUAUGCAAACUAAGGCAGAGUAUGGAAAACCAAUACCAUACUAACAUAAUAAUAUGCAAUCUAUGUAUAGUGCCAUAUUAACCAUAGAAAAAGUAGGUAGUGUGUGGAAAACCAAUGCCAUAUUUCCAUACUAAAUAGUGUGCAACCUAAGGCAGAGUAGGGAAAACCAAUGAUGUACUACCAUACUUAAUAGUAUGCAACAUGCGGUGGCAUAUUAAACCUAAAUAAAGUACACUCACUGUCCACUUUAUUUGGAACACCUGUACACUGGCUCAUUCAUAUUAUCCAAUUGGCCAAUCAUGUGGUAGCAGUGAAAUGCAUAAAAUCAUGCAGGUAUAGGUCAAGAGCUUCAGUUAAUAUACACAUCAAACAUCAGAAUGGGGGAAAAAACCAUGGUUGUUGGUGCCAGAUGGAGUCUUCUGAGUAUUUCAGAAACUGCUGAUCUUCUGAGAUUUUCACACACAACAGUUCUAUGGGUGGAAACACCUUGUUGAUGAGAGACAUCAGAGGAGAAUGGCCAGACUGGUUCUAGCUGACAGAAAGGGUACGGUAACUCAACUAAACACCCUUUACAGUACAGAACAGGCGACGACAGUAGAAAACCACAUUUCAGCCAAGAACAGGAAUCUGAGGUUACAGUGGGCACAGGCUCAGUGAAACUGGACAAUUGAAGAUUAGAAAAAGAUAAGGCAAGGUUUUUCCAAUCUUCAACUGUCCAAUUUAGGUGAGCCUGUGCCCACUGUAGCUAUAGAUUACCAUUAUCUCAGAGAAUUACUAUUCUACUAUUCUGAAUAGUUUGUAACCUAAGGUGUCAUACAAUCCACAAGGAGUGAAGAAAAGCCAAUACCAUACUACUGUACUAACUAGUAUGCAACUUAUGGGGUAGAGUGUGAGAAAAACCAAUAGUGAAUAGUAUGCUGUGGAUGUAGGGAAAGCAUAUGAUUGACAUCUUCUGUGGUUUCCAUGGAAAUGUUGCAGCACCACCACA
Messenger RNA from Pangasianodon hypophthalmus (striped catfish), 15715 nucleotides. It is a transcript of the gene grin2bb, whose product is annotated as glutamate receptor, ionotropic, N-methyl D-aspartate 2B, genome duplicate b. The record is from RefSeq and is a predicted model, not a curated record. Gene Ontology annotation, molecular function: NMDA glutamate receptor activity; transmitter-gated monoatomic ion channel activity involved in regulation of postsynaptic membrane potential. The transcript is spliced from 16 exons. Gene Ontology annotation, cellular component: plasma membrane; NMDA selective glutamate receptor complex; postsynaptic density membrane. Gene Ontology annotation, biological process: monoatomic ion transport; excitatory postsynaptic potential; synaptic transmission, glutamatergic. Lineage: Eukaryota; Metazoa; Chordata; Actinopteri; Siluriformes; Pangasiidae. The coding region runs from base 4176 to 9455 and encodes 1759 amino acids.